GUCGCUCUUAAAACUGCAGUAAAUCGCCACCACGUCAUGUGACUUGCCAGGUGUUCCCUAAAGCUCCGCCUCCGCUCACCUGUCACGGUGUUUUUGAGGUCCUGAGGAGGAGGCGGAGCCAGUGAAGCCAUGGGCGGGGCUCUGUGUAAAGAGGAGCUGAAGGAGGAGAAGAGGAGCAGUGUGACGAGGGAGGACAGUCUGACGUCGGCCGACAGAAUCCGACGAUUCACCGUCAAACAGCUCGGCUUCAACGUCCUCAGUUUGGCCCGAAGGGGCCUGAAGGAGGUUCCAGAUGAACUGUGGGAGCUUCUAGAGUUGGAGAAGCUCAACCUGUCUCUGAACAGUCUGAAGCAACUUCCUCCACAGCUGAGCUUGUUGUCCAACCUGGUGGUUCUGAACCUCUGGGGAAACCAGCUGAGCAGUCUGCCUGCAGAGAUCGGACACUUGAGGAGGCUCAGAGUUCUGUUUGCCUACAGAAACAAGCUGACCGAGGUUCCUGAAGAACUGGGAGAGUGUCUGCAGCUCGAGGUUCUGAGUCUGGCCAAUAACCAGCUGACGUCUCUGCCUGUGUCUCUGUCCAAUCUGACCCGACUGAGGAAACUCAACCUCAGCCACAACCUGAUCGCUCACAUCCCAGCCUGUGUCUACAACAUGAAGGCUCUGGUGUUCCUCCAUCUGGCCUAUAACCGUCUGGAGAACCUGGCAGAGAACAUCCAGGCUCUGGUGGAGCUGAAGAUCCUGAUUGUGGAAGGGAACAGCCUCCACUGUCUGCCCAAAGCCCUCUGCUGCCUCACCAGGUUGGAGCUGCUCAAUCUCAACUUCAACGACAUCAAAGAUGUUCCACAGGAGAUGCACCAGCUGUCGCGCUUAGAGAAGCUGGCCUGCCAUCCUCUGGACAAAGGUCUUCACAUUCUGCACAACCCGCUACUGAAGCCCAUCAAGGAGGUUCUGGAGGGGGGGCUCAGUGCACUGUUCAACUAUCUGAGGGCGGGGUAGAACCUCCAAAGAACCUAAAAUAGAACCCCCAGACUGAACAUAGAACAACCACACCACCUGGAUCAGAACCACCAAAGAACCUCCAAAGACAGUAAACAGAACCUCCAGACCUAAAACAGAACCUCCAGAUAUAAAACAGAACCACCAAAGACCUGCAACAGAACCACCACAGACCUAAAACAGAACCACCAAAGACCUACAACUGAACCAUUGAAGAACUAAAACAGAACCACCAAAGACCUACAACAGAACCACCACAGACCUAAAACAGAACCACCAAAGACCUACAACUGAACCAUUGAAGACCUAAAACAGAACCAUUGAAGAACUAAACAGAACGACCACAGACCUAAAACAGAACCACCAAAGACCUACAACAGAACCAUUGAAGACCUAAAA
Messenger RNA from Sphaeramia orbicularis (orbiculate cardinalfish), 1395 nucleotides. RefSeq names its product leucine rich repeat containing 30a (gene lrrc30a). Gene Ontology annotation, cellular component: cytoplasm. Lineage: Eukaryota; Metazoa; Chordata; Actinopteri; Kurtiformes; Apogonidae. The record is from RefSeq and is a predicted model, not a curated record. Gene Ontology annotation, molecular function: protein binding. Bases 130 to 996 code for a protein of 288 amino acids. The transcript is spliced from 8 exons.